AUGUCCUCCACCAGCUCCGCCAAGGGCCGUGCCGCAGCCUCCCUGCACCCAGGGACCCCGCCAGGCCGCCUGCCUCCCCCACCGCCCCCGACGGCCGAGGGGCCCCAGGCAGCGCCGGAUGCCCCCAGGGCCCGGAAUCCGCACUUACUGAUCCCCGACGGCAUCCUCCUCCGCUCCUUACCGCCGCUCAGCAACCCCGCCACGCGACUCCAGACUCCGGUAGCCCAGGACCAGAACCGGCCGGAAGCUGGCGCCGGGCUUGCUGGCCGGGCUGGGGCGGUCCCGGGACUCGGGGCCUGCGGGGCCCCGUCCCUGCGCGCUCCCGCUGCGGGCAGCUCUCGCCAAGCUCUCACCAAACCGCAUCUAAGGCAAGACGCUGCCGCGCAAGCACGGAGUAGGCGGAGGCGUGGAGACGAGCGCUUGGAUGUGCAGCUUGUGGUGAAACCUGGAGACGAGCCGCGCGCGGGUCUGCGAUUCCGAGUUGCAGGUGUCGGCCGCGGGAGCGCGCAGGGCAGGACGAGAGCCGAGCCCGAGCCCCCGAAGCGCCCCCAGCAGGUUCCGCCCGCCCCGCGCCGCCUGCCGGCCGGCCCACAACCCCAACCUGGCGCGUUUGGUUCUCAGCGCGGCUGUGCUGCCGGGCCGGAGAGUCCCGGCGAGCGGGCCCUGAGGAGCCAGCGAGUAUGCCGUCCGAGAUCAGUGGCGACCCGGGGCCUUGGGGUCACCGCCGGUUUAGGCGCCGCGUCCCAGCACAGCGGAGCCCAGGCCCUUGAGGAGCCUGGCCGGGAUCGCAGAGCAGGAAGGGUGCAUUUCACUGUCUCCUUCAAAGUGGCGGCAGCCCCUCCGGAGAAAGUGUUCGCCGGCUUCCCCCGGGUGGAGGGAGGUGUCUCCAAACUCGUUGGCGCCGACCCUAAGGACAGCAGUGUGCUGCACCCCAGUGGAAAGAGCGACCUUCUCAGGAACAUGCCCACCCUACAGAUAGUGGACAAUGAGACUGGAACGGGUCACAAACUGUGGAGAACUAAGUUCAUUGUGUUGCAGGGCUCAGUGGCUGUUGAGGAUGUGGCUGUGGACUUCACCCAGGAAGAGUGGGCGCUGCUGGAUCUUUCUCAAAGGAAGCUCUACAGAGAUGUGAUGAUGGACACCUUCAGAAACCUGGCCUCAGUAGACCUCACUAGACGUAUGAGAAGUCACAGUGGAGAGAGGCCUUAUGAAUGUAAGGAAUGUGGCAAAACCUUUCAGCAUUCCUCGUGCCUCAUCAGACAUAUGAGAAGUCACAAUGGAGAGAGGCCUUAUGAAUGUAAGGAAUGUGGCAAAGCCUUUAGUCGGUCCUCAUACCUCACUACACACAUAAGAAUUCACAGUGGAGAGAGGCCUUAUAAAUGCCGGGAAUGUGGCAAAGCUUUUAGUCAGUCUUCAAGCCUCACUGCACAUGUAAAUAUUCACAGUGGAGAGAGGGCUUAUGAAUGUAACCAGUGUGGGAAAGCCUUCAGUCAGUCUUCCUACCUCAGUAAACAUAGGAGAACUCACAGUGGAGAGAGGCCUUAUGGAUGUAAGGAAUGUGGCAAAGCUUUUAAUCGAUCAUCACACCUCACUAGACAUAUGAGAACUCACAGUGGAGAGAGGCCUUAUGAAUGUAAGGAAUGUGGCAAAGCCUUUAGUUGGUCUUCAGUCCUCACUAUACAUAUGAGAACUCACAGUGGAGAGCGGCCUUACGAAUGCAGGAAAUGUGGGAAGGCUUUUAGUCAGUCCUCAAGCCUCACUGCACAUGUAAAUAUUCACAGUGGAGAGAGGCCUUACGAAUGUAAACAGUGUGGGAAAGCCUUCAGUCAGUCCUCAUACCUCAGUAAACACAAGAGAACUCACAGCGGAGACAGGCCUUAUGAGUGUAAAGAGUGUGGCAAAGCUUUUAAUAGAUCAUCGCACCUCACUAGACACGUGAGAACGCACAGUGGAGAGAGGCCUUAUGUAUGUAACGAGUGUGGCAAAACUUUCAGUCAGCCUUCACACCUUACUAAACAUACAAGGAUUCUGAGUGGAAAGAGUCCUUAUCAGUGUAAGGAAUGUGGCAAAGUCUUUGGUCAUGCUUCAAGCCUUACUAGCCACAUGAAAACUCAUAGUAGAGAGAGUCCUUAA
This is a messenger RNA of Orycteropus afer afer, 2133 nucleotides long. Lineage: Eukaryota; Metazoa; Chordata; Mammalia; Tubulidentata; Orycteropodidae. The record is from RefSeq and is a predicted model, not a curated record.